AUGGCGAAAAGAUUGCUCGAGAGAUUUCGGGUGCGAGAUGACCAUGAGCACGGAUACGAGACGACCAAAUGGAUCAAUCCUGAUAUCGCACCUCUGCCUCCCAACAGAAGAACGUGGGGGAUGUGGGCAUUCCUUGGUUUUGGAUCCAUCUCCAAUCUUUGCAUCUCGGCAUGGACAGGCGCGGCGUCUCUGUUGUCGCUGGGUCUCACGAUCCCGCAGACCAUAGGCCUGAUGAUUCUGGCUAGAGCUCUGAUUUGUCUGCUCGUCAUUGGUAACGGAUGGAUGGGCUCCGAAUGGCAUAUUGGCUUCACUGUGUCACAGAGAAUCAUCCUGGGUAUGAACGGUGCCUACAUCGGCCAGUUGAUCCGAAUCAUGCUCUCCAUCGUCUGGUAUGGCUCCCAAGCCUGGCUGGGUGGUCUCUGCGUAUCUGCCAUGCUUAGCAGCUGGAGCUACAACUUCUUGAUGAUGGAGAACACGCUCCCAGAGAGCGCGCACAUGGUCACUAGAGAUCUGGUUGGAUUCGUCAUCUUUCACUUGAUCUCGGUUCCCUUCCUGCUCAUCAGGAUUGAGAAGGCCAAGAUCCCCGUCAUCACAGCCAACCUCAUCGUCUUCGUCACAAUGAUGGGCAUCACAAUUUGGGCCUGCACCACUGGCGGCACAGGUCCCCUUUUCGAGUCCGGCGCAAAGCAGUCAUCUCUUCUCACAAAGGAAUGGGCCUGGGUCUACGGCAUCAUCGCAUCGGUCGGCAACAUUUCGGCGGGUAUCCUUAACCAGUCCGACUUCACGCGUUUCGCCCGCAAACAAGGCAUCCAGGUCCCUGGUAUCGUUUUUUCCCUCUUCAUCCCGGGAAUGAUCGUGCCCAUCUUCGCCAUCCUCACCGCCUCGGCGUCCAUGGAGAUUUGGGAGCUCGAGGAGCCUAUGUGGAACCCACUGACUGUCAUAACACAGUGGAUGAUGGACGACUACAGCUCCAAGGCCCGCGCCGGUGCCUUCUUUUGCAGUUUGGGCUUCGUUCUUGGUCAGAUUGCGGAGAAUAUCCUCGGUAACGGAUAUGCUGCCGGUAUGGAUCUCGCGGGUCUGCUACCUACCUGGAUCACCAUUAAGCGUGGCGCGCUUCUUGCCGCGGCUCUGUCGUGGGCCGUUCAGCCGUGGGAGUUUUACAACACUGCUAGCACGUUCGUGUCUGUGGCCGCUAGUUUCUCCGUCUUCAUGGGUCCCUUGACUGGCAUCAUGAUGACUGACUACUUUGUCGUCCGCCGCCAGAAGAUUGAAAUCAGCCAGUUGUACACCGGAUCCAAAGAGGGAGCUUACUGGUACACCUACGGAUUCAACUGGAGAGCCUUCGUCGCUUGGGUCGUCUGCUUCGUCCCCGCCAUGCCGGGAAUGAUUGCCGCCGUCAACCCCAACGUCAAGAUUAACGAUGGGCUUUAUAAGUACUACCUUGGCAACUACAUUUUUGGUUUCCUAGAGGCUGGAGCGCUCUAUGCUCUCUUGACCUUUGUUUUUAAGCCGCAGAGGCUUGGGUGCCAGGACGACUUCGACCUCUACGGCACAUUCGAAGAUGAUGUCGCGAUCAGCAAGGGCAUGGCGCCUUUUGAAAGACCCAAGGGGGUUGAUGGGCCCAUUGAAGGAAGAUCAGUACAUCUCCAAGAUGACGACUCCAAGAACAAGCCUGGGCCAUCCAUCGCUGUUUGA
Messenger RNA from Colletotrichum fioriniae, 1695 nucleotides. RefSeq names its product thiamine transporter thi7 (gene THI7). The record is from RefSeq and is a predicted model, not a curated record. Gene Ontology annotation, biological process: nucleobase transport; transmembrane transport. Gene Ontology annotation, cellular component: plasma membrane. NCBI's taxonomy places the organism in Eukaryota, Fungi, Ascomycota, Sordariomycetes, Glomerellales, Glomerellaceae. Gene Ontology annotation, molecular function: nucleobase transmembrane transporter activity.